Messenger RNA from Owenia fusiformis, 956 nucleotides. NCBI's taxonomy places the organism in Eukaryota, Metazoa, Annelida, Polychaeta, Sabellida, Oweniidae. The record is from the annotation of a GenBank genome assembly.
CCCUGUAGUUUUCCAUUUUAGGGUCGAAAACCCCAAUUUGACAAUGUUCGCCCCGGAUAUGGCGCGUCAGACAAAAAUUUUCUGAGGUAUCACAUAAAAAUACAUAAGAAUUUCAAUUUGUUCACAAACUAAUACAUUUUUGGGUGCUAGCUUACUACCUAAUAUUUAUCUAGGUUGAGAGUUUAUGCUAGAAGACACACCAUAUGGUGAUGAACAUAUUUAUUUAGGUUCCAAGUUCAUGCUAGGCACACCAUAUGGUGACAACCUUCCAGGUCAGGACACAUACCAGGAACUACCAGCAGAGGGCUCUAGUCUCCAAGUGGACGUAUCCCCUGAAAGUAAGCAUCUACAACUACUGACACCAUUUGAGAAAUGGUCUGGCAAAGAUCUGGAAGAUAAUUAUGGGUAUUCUAAUCAAGGUAUUUACUUAAUGUUCAGUAUAUGUAUAUCUUUUAUUGACUCUUUAGAUGUCAAUCAUGACAUAUUAGUCACUACGGUAGAGCAGUUCUUCCCAUUGUCGAGUUGAAGAACUGGUAUCUUUAUCCUGGCUAGAACCAUAGACAAUUCUAGCCAGCGCCAGCCUUUUAUCGAGUUAGCAGCACUCUAGUAAUCGCCGGUAUAGGUCAGUAGUCAUAGGUCAAAGACAAAUCACAAGAAGUGCUAUGACUUAAUGAUCAGUACAUGUUUCCUUAGUUUACGGUUAUUAAUGUAUUGUAAAUGAGGGUAAUGGGGCAUGACUAGUGGCUGAUAAUGUAAGCUCAUCAGUGUAGUAGAUCUCGAUCAGUAUUACAAAUCAUUACCAAUAGUUCUUAGUAAAUAAUUUGUUAGAAGCUGUGAUGUUUAAUCGUGUUGCCUUUGUAAUGUACCGGAAUGUCACUAAAAUAUCUGUUUGUAUUUCAGUUAUCCAAACAUAAUGAUAUACAGUAUUUCUAUGCUGUGUUUGUUGAAAUACAGAG